AUGGAUGGACGGAUAGACCUCCUUUAUGUUCCUCUUCUCCGUUACCUCAUUUCUAAAAUGUCUAUGGUUGAUUUCCCAAGUGAAUUCAGUCAGGUCAAACUAAAUCUAGAAAGGAAGGAGAGAAGUUGGAGACAGAAAGAUAGCAAUACAUACAGAUGGAGAGAGACUAGAAAGAGAGAUGAGAUGGAGAAAGAGAGAAAGGGGAAGCAGCUGGAGAGGAGAAGUUGGUCUCUUUGCAGCUCCAAAGCUCUUAAAGCCCCGAAGCUGUGUGGAGUGUAAAUGGGAGGAAAGAGAGAGAGAGAGAGAUAGAUAGAUAGAGGAAGAGAAGGAGAGAGCGAGAGGUAGAGGGAGGCUGGAUUGAGGAAAAGAAAAGCUAGAAGGGAGGGAGAGGGAAAGGGAGAGGAGGAGGGUUUGCGUUGGUGUGUUGGUUGGCAGAGAGAGUGCUUGUCAAAAAAAUCUUCUUCUGACAGAAGGCAUGAUUCACAGCAGAGAGAGAGGGAGAGGGGGAGACAAGCGUCAGAAAAAGCAAAAAACGGCAGCGAUAAAGAGAGAGGGAGAGAGAAAAACGACAGGGGCAGAGAUGCCGGUAAGAAAAACAAAUGAGGAUGCUUAUUUGAGGCAGAAUGACCAGACAUUUACAAGAUGGGACGGAGAUCGACGGACUGGAUUGACCGAUGCCUUUUAAUGACUGUGACCGUGUUGAUAAGACAGACGAUGGUAAUCAACAAACACUGCCAGAAUGAAAGGAGAAGAUUUGUGUGCAGCCUUUCUGUCGCUUUGUGUCUGACUGACUAAUGCUCCACUGGAAAAAGACUUCAUUGGCUCUGAACAGACAGCCAGAACAAUGAACACCUAAAAUGAAAACAAAUGCGGACAUGUUGGGAAGAGCGUGGGAGAGAAGAUGAGCUAAGAGCAGUAAACCUUUGGAUGUAAAAACUGGACAUAUUUUGUCUUAUAUUUUCAUGUUUUUCUUCUAAAUCUGGUUGGAGUAUUAUCUCGUUUACAUUGUUUUUAUGUCAUGAAACUUUUGACAAGCAGUUUUUUUUUUUUGCAGCAAUGCCAUACUUUGAUCAAAAUGUUGUCCUGACAACAAAAAUGCUUCAGUAUUUUACCAUAAAAGAAAAAGCAUUUCUCUUCUGCCAUGGCCCUCUCAAAACCAGCUGCCAUGCAUCUUGCACAUAUUGAAAUUUAUUUUGCAAGCUACAUUUUUCAGAAUUAGUAAAAUUAACAAAUUCACAAUUCACUCUUCAAACUUCAACCGUGCCUCCCACCAGUCCCUCCCACCGUCAGCCAUCCGACCAAUCAUGGGCAAGCCUCUUAGCCGUCCCGGGUGUUUCAGGAAGAGCUCCUGCUGCCUGGAGAAACAUGGAGCUGGGGAUGGAGGAUUGGGAGGGAGGGCUGGGGGAGUGGAAGGGGGAUACGGAGACGGCUACAUUCCCCAACGAUCCAUAUACGAUACCAUGUGCAUCAAUCAACAGAUUGACAGCCAUCACCAUCACCCUGGAGGGUCCAUAAGGCGAGACGGUGGAUGUGAGGGGAGUUUUAGCUACUCUGCAAGCGGCUCCCUAAGGGUAAGCAGGUCUCCAGCUGACAUGUUCGAUUCGCAGCCCCGCUCUCUAACUCCGAACCCCUCGUUUGUUCGACGACUGGAUGAAAGAGCCAUCUUUGAUUCAUUGAAGCUUGGCGGUCAGGAUGUUGAUGGUGGUGGCUGCCACUCGCCAGGAUGUAUCAACCGAUCAGUUUCUCCCUCCGUGUCAUCAUUCUCGGCACCAGGAGUGUCCUCCUCCUCAUCCAAGAAACACCACCAUCCCCACCACCAUCAACAUGGAGACAGUACAAAGAGCAGAGAUGGCCGACAUUCUUGGAAAGUCUUCACACCUCCAAAACACCUGGAGUGUCUGGAGCUUACUACAGCCGAUAUGAUGGACAGAGGAGGGGGGUAUCUGAACCCAGGACACUACCCUCCCCCUGGGGGCCAGUCUUCCUCUCUUACCUCCCCCCUCAUUUCCCCAUUCUCCGGCUCACCUCUUUCCUCUGGUUACCAUACUCCGGUCUUUUUCUCCCCUGCCAAACCUCGCCCCAGUCAGUCUCAGAGUUUGCGAUGUUCCCCUCCCCAGGUCAUCCAGCCAAGGCAUUACUCCCAAACCCAGAGUCUCAGGCUGUCACCCCCCCAGGAGCUUAGACGAUCUCCCUACCGUGCCCCGCUGGUCCAACUGUCUGCUCAUGACCUCGAGCAGGAAAUGAGGGACAGAGGAGGAGGAUGGGGCCGGAGUGAACGAGAAAGAGAGUGGGAGAGAGAGAGGGAAAGGGAGAUGGAGCGAGGGUGGGCCCAGCGAGAGUGGGAAAGAGAAAGGGAGAGGGGGAGGCUGGAGAGGGAGAAGGCGAGAGAAAGGGAGAGGAGGGAAACAACUUUUGGCACCUUUGGAUAUGGUCGACCAGUACCUCUGCGUUCAGACAGAGACUCUGUGUUUUUAGAGCACGACCAGGUUCUAGACACAACACCCCUGUUGCUCCCUCACCCCUCCCCCUCCCCCAAUGCUGCCCCCAGAAUGGGCACUGGCGCAGUGGGUAGGAAUAGAGCCGGGUCAAAGGUUGGCCCUGAAAGUGUAGGUGGUGGUAUGGUUUCAAAGUUUGACAACGGGAGUGUGGGUUUGGUGUUAGUUGACAGCAAAUCUGGGUGUGGGCAGAGGAUAGUAAGUGAAGUGGGAGUUGGAAACAUGUCAGAGGCUGAAAUCAGAGCUGGAAUACAAGAACACCACAGAGCUGAAAGUUGGAAUAAAUAUGAUAACGGAUCCAGGGCUAGCAGUAAAAAUGGGUCAGAAAUAAGAAUGGGCUCCCAAGUGAAAACAAGACCAGGUGGACGGGAUCUGGAAGGAAAAGUGCAGUCUGGGGUGGAGAUUGAAAAUAUGGCUCCAGCUUUGAACAAGGAGGGACACAGGGGAACAACAAGGAGUGGAGAAAAAACUGGAAGGGGUGUGGCUAAACCAGAACCUACUGCUGAGACUAUAUCUUCAACUGUGACUGACAUUAAUAACAGGAUUGGGCCUGGAGAUAAAGUUGAGAUUGGAGCUGGACCUGGUCUGGAGAUGAAGCCAGAGAUUGAGGCAGGGGUUGAGGCUAAAGUUAUUUUAAGGCAGGUGGAGAACAGGACUGAAACAGAAGCUGGAGGUGUAGCUACAGUUAACAAUGAGGUUGGUUUGGCAGCAGAGUCCAGGGUGGAAAUUAAAGAGACAGAAGUUAAGAUUGCUCCUACAUCUGAGCCUGAAGCAUUACUAGUGGCUGGGGUUAGUAUUGAGACAGGGACUAAAAGUAACAUUGAGAGUGGGGCCGUCGGUGAAACCCAAAACAGCAACAAGGCUACAGAAAAAGCUCACAUAAGUGUUGAGGCUGGGGAUAAAACUGAUACUGCCCCGGCAGAUCAGGCUGAGAAAAAACCUUUGGACAUUAAUAAAAUUAAAUCUAGCCAUGUAGAGAAAGGUUCCAGGUCCCACAAGUCCAAAUCAUCCAAGUCCAGCUCUAGGACCCGACCUGGAACGGCCACAGGGCUCCAACCAGGCGUGGUCAGCCCUCGCCUAAGCAGAGGAUUUGGAGACCUUGAGUCAACAGACCUUAAGUCUGAGGGCAUCGAGUCCACUUGGCCCCGCCGAAUCAUGGUCAGAAAGAGGACUGUUCGGCAAGGUGGGGCACUCCACAACCUCCCUAUCCUCCCCCCACUCCCCUCUGUCCUCUCAGCAUUGGAGAAGAGGCGCCCACUUGCCCAACUCCACCCCCGUCCAGGCCACUUCUCAGAGAACCCACUAACAACCAUUAUAAAUGCUACAAGUAUUGUGGGACGAUGCUCACUUAAAGAGCCCUCCCAUCUAGAACUAGGACCGGGGGCCAGUUUGGUAGGCAGGGCUUCCCUGAAGGAGCAGAACUUGGAGCAGUGGAGGGUCUGCAGAGAGCAGGAAGAACCCAGGAGAACCAAGAGCAAGGAGAGACAAGCAGAGCAGAGUAAGGAGAAGACUGAGAUUGAGGAGAGGAAGGGGAAGGGGAAGGGGAAGGAUGAGAAGCGAGACAAGGCGAGGACUGAAGAGAAAGACAAAAGGGAGGAGAAAGUGGGAAAGGAGAAAGAGAUAGUUACUAUCCAAAAGGGGCUGGUGGAGGAAACCAAACAAGAAAAGUCAGAGAGAAGGGUUAAAGGGAAAGUGGAAGAGGAUGGAAACAUAAAGGAAGAUGUAAAAAAGGAAACAAAUGUAGAAAUAAUGUUUGAAAAGGUUGAGGAUAGAGAAAUGCAGAUUAAGGAUGGAAUACAAGAGCGGCAUCGACAAGAGUUGGAGGAGGUGGUGGCUAAAUCAAAGAAAGAAGAAGUUGAGGUGGAGGGAGGAGAAGGAGGCACAUUUGGAGAUGAAGAGGGGAUAGAGAGUUGGGACGUUGUCCUUGACAUGGUCAACACAUUGUGGGAGGAUGGCUGGGAGAAAGGGGGAGCAGGAGGAAGUGGUGAUACAGAUUCCUUCUCGGGCUCCCUUCAACGUUGGCCUCUUCUCCGGCCCCCGAUUGGCUUUGGGGGCUCCCAUCCCCCCUCCUCGGCUGCUUCGGAGCUCAGCCUGACGGAGUUGGAAAGGAGAGCCAGGGAGCUGGACUCAGACCUGGAGCACCUUGACCUGUCUCAGCCCCAAAGGGACACCCAGGAUUUAUACCAAUCACUGCUGGAGCCACAGAGGGAACGAACGGACAUGUACCAAACACACCCUGGGCCGCAGAGAGAGAAAGUUGCUCUCUUGACAGGAAUGGGGAACAGAUCCCAGGUCAGUUUGGAGCUCAGUGCUAAGGCCUCACCAGCUACAGACACAGACAGACCUCCUGUUGAUUGGUCAACCAAAUCUGCUGGGACUUCCACUGUUGGCAAUAGCUCUACCAAGGAGGACAGCUCUCCAGACUCCAACCUUACGCUGGAAUCCGACUCCAGUGGCGUCUUCCUGUCCUUGUCCAAUCAGAGCCAGGAAGAAGCCGGUUCUGACAGCGACCAGCCAAUCAGUGGCUCUGACCUAGGCAGUAGCAGCACGUCACUGGAGAAAGACGGGGACGAUGUAGGGUUAAAGGAAUGGGGGAGGGAGGAGAGUGCAGAGCUACAGUGGUGCUACCCAUCACUCCUCGACACUUCCUUGCAUGAAGACAAAGAAGGAGAUAGCGGAAGAGAGAAAGCAGGGAAUGGAAAGAUGGUGAGAGAUGAAGAGAGAGGGAAAGAUGAGAAUGGAAGGUGGGUUGGUAAGAUAGGUUCUGUUUCAAUCACUAAGACCCCACUUGACCACGCAGACAGGGAGGGCCCCACGGCUUUAAAUGCCCCACAAAGUGAAGGGAUACCACCCAGGAAAAAAGUGACCAUCAUGGGAAGUGACUUUCCUCUUCCUCUGUCUCCCUCAAAACAACCAAUCAAACACCUUCUGGAUCCAAAUCAGAAGCCAAUCAGAAGCUCAGGCCUGGACUGUGGUGACUUAGAUCCCUUUGUCCAAUCGGACAGCUUUGUUUACCUUGCCGUGUCUGCAAGACCUGCCUCCCAGGGUGAAGUCACCACACUGACAGAAGUUCCCACCCAAGAUAUAAAACAAGACAGUGUACAGCAACAUCCAGAUAGCAUGAAAACACACUUGGACCAGUCAAAUAAAGAAUGGAUCGCCAAGCCAACUCAUUUUGCCCCCCAAAAACCAGAGGAAGGAGACUUUCUGUGCACUGACAGCUUUGUCUACCUGGCUGCUCCAGCCUGCCACCUACUGGGCCCUACAGGAACCGCACCCUACAGCGGAAGGGAGUCAGACUCAGAGAGUUCCGGAUCUGGCACUGUUGAUAUGUCACUACUGGGCUGUGGCUCAGUGGCAGGGGAUAGUGACUGGGACUCAGACCUGUCCGACUCCGAUCCCAGUCGCUCCUCCAGAACAUCUGCUGCUGGUAAUAAAUCUGCCGGCGUAUCACGGCCCAAGCGGUUGCCUGCUGAACCAGGCUGGGACAUGUUCGGAGAAACCACCGAACCUGAAGUGCUAAGCGAGCUCUUUACAGAACAGGACAAAAACAACAAUGGCAUGGCAAGGAAAGUUACCGGGGUCACCACCAGCAUGGCAGAUACACCAGCUAUUCCCAUGGCAACUCAGCAUGUCACUGCGCCAGUGAAACGGGUAGAAUCAGUAGAUCAGUCGUCAACUACAAAGAAGGUGACAUGGCAGUUUAAACCAGCCCAGAGGUCAGUCUGCACAGGAAGCAGGAAGGAUAAAGAGAAGGAAGGUACAUCAUCAUUGGUAAGGUUCACAGAACUUGAAGGAGGCGAUUCCCAUAGAACCCCCCCUUCAUCUUCAUCAUCUUCAUCAUCGUCACCAUCGUCAUCGUCUUCUGGUUGAUUUGUGAAGGAAAGGUUUUUUUUGUUCAGUCGGUUGAGAGGAGGUUUUAUUGCUGAAGCUGGGUUUUGUUUUCCUGGCUGCAACAACUACAUAUUUUCUUGGCUGUACAUUUUUUAUUUUGCAUCUAGCUGCUGCCAUUGCCUUCUUAUGACCUUCUAAAGGCUGCAUAAAAGACUAGUUAAUUGUUGCAUUUUCUUGGACUACUCUACACAAUAUAAUAUUUAAUCAGUUUAAGUUUGAGAUAGUGUGAGACUCAGGCUAAACAGAAACCUUUAGGUUGAGAUUGUGUGGAAACAUUGCCACUGAUAGAACACGUAGGUAAGAUUUGCAUAGUGUCAUUCCUAAUGGAUUUUUCAACAGUCAGGCUUGAUUUAUUAGUUAUACAUUAUUCUAUCUCUGAACAAGAAAUAUAAAUAGUACUGUGGUUUUUUUUAUUCUAUUGAAUGUACUGUAAAGGACAUACACAACUACAAGUGAAAACAAAAUUCACAUAUGAGGCAUUCCCAGUGGUUUGGCUUGCUCACCUGUAUUUACACAUUAUUACAGUGUUGGAAUUUAGUUACAAUAACAUACAAAUGAUUACAGUUGGAGAAAGGAAUUUCUGUCGGACACUGCCAUUGUGUUAUCUUGUUUAUAAGGAUCUAACAAUGUAAAUGUGUCUCAGGUCUUAUAUCAAAUUACACUUCCUUCCUCUAUGUAAUGCCUCACUUCAACACCUGCCCUUACUACUUCAUAUAUAUGCUUUUAAAACCGCCUGAGGUUGAAUUUUACAGUGUAAAAUGUAUUUUAUAAUCACAUCCAACUUUACAGUGUAUUUAACAGUGUGUCAAUAAUAUAUUUUGAAACAUUAAAAUAAUUAUAGAGCGAUAUAUAUAUAUAAAACAAAUAAUAUAUAUAUAUAUAUAUAUAUAUAUAUAUAUAUAUAUGAACAAAUAAUAGAAGGAUUUAGUAAUAACAUUUAAUUUAAAUGUUUUUAUUUAUAAAUUAAAUUGAAAUUGUCAAUGUUAAAAUUGGGCAAUAUGCUUACAAAUUCAUGCUAUAUUCUAUGUUUCAGAUGUGGAAAGUGUUGCCUGAGUGAUGUGUAUAAUAAUGGCUGAGUUUAAUUUUAUUUAUACAACCAAAUACUAAUUGUAAAUGCAGUCUUACACUAAUUUAGAGGUUCUAUGUUUAACAAUUUCAAACAUCAAUUUAUUAUCAGGUAGCUCGGUAUAAUGUAUACACAAUGAGACAUGAUAGAUAGCCUUUGUCUCACACCAGUGCUAGUUUUAGUGCUAGGAACUUCAUUUCCAGUAAUCCCCUUUCUUUCCUGUUUCUCCACGCCUCUGUGGCAUCUUGGGCUUUACUGAAGAGGGUAAACAUGUUGGAGAUGAUUUGCCUCUCACUCCCCUCCACCAAUUAAGAGAACAUUUUACAGUCUUAGCUUUUUUGCAUUGAAAGUGAAGCAAUCCAGAAGAUUUUUAUACAAAUCCAUGUCAGUGGUACUCUGGAAAUCCAGAGUUCUCACGAGAGAACAAUUUGCUCAGCGAGUUACUCUGGCAUCGAGUAACACUGCUCAUUAACUAUGCCCUUGUAGCCGAGCUGCACCAAUCACAUCGGUGUAUCUGAUGUAGGCGGGGCCAGAGGCAAGCUAAACCCAUGAUGACAGUUUAAUCUACCAGUUAGCUCCGCUGGUAGCUAGCAUAUGGGGCUCUGGAUACGUCACCCUGUGUGUUGUUGUGAUUGGUUGUAGUGUUAUCCAAUUGCGUGUAGUGAGAUUUUCAAAUGCACGCUUGGUGCCGCCCCUCGAGAUGGGCAACUUUCAUUACUCGAUGCUAGAUAAUCUUUGAGAUUUGGGUCUGGAUUUCUAGGCUAUGUCAGUGGCACUCAAUGUAAAAUGCAGUGUGGAGACCAGUAGAGCUGCCAAUCAUCCCAGCAGUGGUUCUGUUGUUGACUAAUUAUACUAAUGUUUCAAAAUGAAUGUGGUAAUCAUUUACUGAUGUUAACAACUACACAUGUAGCACCUUUAAAAGAGAGCACAGUGCUAGCAGAUUUAUCCUAUCACAAAUGUGACAAAGGAAACGCGUAAGGUUGACAAAUCCUUAUCACUUAAUCAAUAAUAAUUAUCUUUACAAUACGAUGUGGCUAUGGAAGGAUGUGUGGGAAGUUAGGUCCCGGCAGGCAAAUGUUUCCUCAGCAGGUGCACUCAUGCAUUUUUAAAUAUGCACUUGAAUUUCAAAUUGGGCAGUGGGAGGAAACUGUUUGAAUUAUGACAAACUCCACGGCAAGUAAAUUUGUCUUUGUGUUAUCAGUGUUGAACGUCAAGGUAAUGGCGCUACAUUUUGAAAGGUGAAUCUAUUUUGGGGAUGAUGCAGCCAUAUUUUUUUUGAUUUGACUGCAACUGAUGUCGUAACAUUGGUGUUUUUUUGUUUUAGUUUUUUUCUGCAAACUGAGAACUGUUGCAUUGUGCAGCUUUAACUGCUAUUAUGGACAUUGAAAUUUGCCGCCAGUCCCUGUUCUUAAUGAUGCUGCUCUGUGCAAACCAACAGGAUUUAGUAGAAGUCUAAAUGCACCUGUCUCGUUUAGUAAUAGAUUUAUUAUUUAUUGUUUUAUAUUUUCUGGUGUUUUCGAGCAUAUAUUUACAAGUACAUCCAUGAAGGAAUUACAUACUUUGUCAGCAGUGAUCUGUAUUUUUAAAGCUGCAAGAUUGUGGGAAUGUCUUAGGAAGUGAAUGUGUUACCAGGGAUUGAGCUAAUGACUAUCAAAGGUUUGACAUGACCACAACUUCUGUCUACUUGUUAUUUUCUAAACCAUGUCAAAAUGCAUUGAAUGUACAGGUGUUGAGAUUGUUAUAAAACCUUAUAGCAGCAGUUUUAAAAGAUGAAAAGUGAUCUGUGUGGACAUUUUGGCAUGGAUUAACGGCACAGAUUUGUUACCUUGUUGCCUAUUACACUUCCAUGGCAGGGGAAACCAACCAGUACCCAUGUGGUUCAGGUUUGACCUUCCCUUUGUUGUGUAUGUCAGUUUGUGGUAAUUUGAUUAAACACAAAAUUAUGUAAGAAAAUGCACCAUAUAACACUCAAGGGGGGUAUUAGGCUCCGCAAAAUCCGUUAAUUGUGGACUUGCAGCGCUGGGUUAGGCUACUUGAAAGUUAUCAAUAACUUAUUACUUACUGAAAAAGAUAUUGCUUCACUUUACUAAUUAUUCAGCAGAAAAAGUAUGUUAGGCUGCAUUACUUGAUUACUUUGGUUAUCCUGCCCAGCUCUGUCCGAGGUGCCUUUAAACAACUCCAAAUUCUCCACACCCAGACCGUUGUCAUUGCCUGGUUGUCAAAUACUGACGCUUUGUCACAAUCUUUGUCAGUAACAGUUGUUCAUUAACUUAAAUCAAUCAUUUUUAGCCUUGCUUUUUUGGUUUGAAUAUUACAAAAAUAGUUCCUGUACAUCAGACUGUCUGCCAUUGGUGUUGCUUGGCAAUGUUUGGUAAAACAAAAAGGACCAUGUUUUACAAGGUUGGGUAAAGACUUUUAAAAUUCAUACAAGUUUUAAAAUUAGAAAAGAAAAAAAAUUCACUGGUUGCUUUAAGCCUUGUAUCAUACGCAGUUGAAAACGUCAGAGAAUAGGGCUAUCGCUAACGCUAACGCUAUGUAGCUAGCUCUCUCGCUUUCCCUUACACAGGCUGCGUCUCUCUCCUCCGGUCACGGACACACACACACACAACUCGUUUGUUCUUUAUCACUGUCUCUUACCUUUCCCAUGUCUCUAGUUUUCUUUUUCUUCUGUUGCAGUUUAGCUCACAUUUCCUCUCUCCUUUCGCCUGCAGCUGUCCCUCAGACCUUCCGACUGUUAGCUUAAUGCUAAAGCUAACAGAUUUUAAAAGUCCUCUCUUUCCUCCACCUACAGUACCCUUGGUUGAUUUGAUAUUCCAGAACCACAUAAACAUCCAAAAUGGAAUCUGCCGGGUUAUUUUUGAUCUAUAUCUUGUUGAUCAUACAUCUGACAACAGCCCCAGGCUCUUAAGCUAAGCCUUUUGCCUAGACUUUGGGUGCCACAAACAGGUUAUGGUGUUUACCGGUUACAGGCUACUGUACGGUUAUUAAAAGUUGAUUCACAUCUCCCAAUCAUAAUCAAUAAUUCUCAGUGGCCAUGGUGUAAACCAAUACAAUAAUAAAAAAAUAUUUGGGGUCACAAAGUAAAUUCAUAAGUAAAUGCAUGUCUUAUUUGAUGUGGUGCCAACAAAUCUGCAAUUAAUCAAAUUACCAAAGACCUUUGACGCACAGUGAACCUGGAACUUUUGGGGCCUCGGGUCAUGUCCAAGCUUUGUUUAAUCCAGCUUUGCAUUUUGUUAUCUAUGAGUGCAUUAUUAAAUUCAGGUAGUGUAUCUUUUAGAAACAUGAAAGAAUUAGCUCUUGUUUGAAAGUGUCCAAACUCACAUUGUGAUAUUGCACAUAGUCUGGACACAGUCCACUCACAUUUCACAUAUGGGCACUAUAAAGGCAUGGAGCGGGUGUAGGUGUUAUGACUAUGAGAGACACCAUUUUCAAUGAUGCAAUCUUCUUUUUAUUCUGCAUGAAAAAUUGCAUUGUAACUGGGGUUGCACAAUAAGAGGAAAACGUCUAAUUGUGAUUAUUUUUGACUGACAUUACGAUAUGAUUCACGAUAUUGGAGGGAAUGAUAAUUUUUGAAUCAUUCGCAUGGUCAUUGAAAAAUAUUAAACUUAAAAUGAUUGUAGUGUGAUGGUUGCGAGGCUUUAGUCUGUUGGAUACAAUUUCUAGGCUGGGACGUCUCUGAAGCACCACAAUGCUUAAUUCAGAAUGGUUCAACACAUAUUUUGCCUUUAAAAAAAAUAUUACGCCCCCAUUUGGAUAUUGAACUAGUCCACAUACAGCUAUACUAGUCCAUAUAUUUCUAUAUGAAUUGUGCUGCCCCAAUUGGUAGAUUACCGUAUAGAUCAGGUUUAGAGCCAGUUUACCCCUGCAGCUCCACAGUUGGGCUCCAGGCAGUUUCUUGGUGGUUCUCUGCCAGCUCUGGCAUGUCAUGUACGGAGAGCCGUGCUGUUUAUUUGAAGCUGACUUCUUUUUGCUGUUAAAAUGGGACAAGGCCAUGGCAUUCAUGCAACUACAUGGACAAACUGUCUGGUGUUCCCCACUGCCUAUUGCAUCACACCAGCCCUUCGUUUCUUGCUGAGGUGUCAUGCAAAUAUUAAUUAAAUCUAACCUGUGGGAGAUUUUCUCUAUUAAACAUUUGGCACUAUGCUGUGUAACACUUGAAAACCUGGUUUCUAUUGGAAUAAUAGCAAUUUUUUUCAAACCCUACUGCUUUACUGUCUGCUGGAUAGAUUGUCUUAAUAACUCAACUUUAAAGCUCACACAUCGGACCAAAGGAGAAGAUGGGCCAGAUAGUUUUCUGUACAAUUUUUUAUCAAUGAAACAAUCUUUGAUUUUCCACUCGCAUUAAACUGUGGCAAGGCAUCUAGUUUCACUGUGAUAUAUUAAGCAUCCAUUACUUUACAUCUGCACUGACUUUUGUAAAAUUCAUUAAUAUCAGGCCUUACGCGUCAUAAUAACAAAAAUAAUAAUACUUUGCUGUUCAUGUUAAUGCUGAUCCCUGUUAAAGCUUAUUGGUGAUUAAGAACUAAGACCUGAGAGACUUCUUAGUGGACAAAGAUGAUUUAUGUAAAAUCUUAUUGUGUACCGUAUUCCCAAGCCUUGUUGAAAUGCAUUAAUGUGCAAAUAAAGACUAAACUUGAUGGUGAACCAUGA
Messenger RNA from Etheostoma spectabile (orangethroat darter), 12105 nucleotides. RefSeq lists its product as uncharacterized. The transcript has 5 exons. The coding region runs from base 1305 to 6368 and encodes 1687 amino acids. The record is from RefSeq and is a predicted model, not a curated record. NCBI's taxonomy places the organism in Eukaryota, Metazoa, Chordata, Actinopteri, Perciformes, Percidae.